GCAAAGUUUGCUGCUCUCCCUCCAAGCCGUUCCGAAACCUCCCCGGCGACCGCGAGCCUCCUCCUAGUCCGCCCCACCCCCCUCCCGAAUGUUCUAGAACCUUCUGGACCUAGGGUUCCCCGAUGGGGCCCGAGGAGGUGGAGGCCGUGCUGGAGACCAUCUGGGACCUCCACGACAAGGUCAGCGACGCCAUCCACGCCCUCUCCCGCGCCCACUUCCUGCGCGCCGUCCGCCGCCGCGCCUCCGCGGGGGACAAUAAGCCCGCCGGCCUCGUGUACGUCAAGGGCGGGGGCCUCGCCGCGGUCGGCGACGGCGAGGAGGCGGCGGCCCUGGCGGACCUGGCCGAGGAGGCCAGGAGCCUCCACGCCAUCCGCGCCGCGCUCGAGGACCUCGAGGACCAGUUCGAGUGCUUUCUCGCUGUGCAGUCACAACAACAAGCAGAACGAGAUUUUGCCGUAGCGAGGUUGGAGCAAAGUCGCAUCAUGCUUGCGAUAAGAUUAAAAGAGCAUAAUGGGAAGAAUCACGAGGUCAUAGAUGAGGCAUCUGACUUUGUCCGCAACGUCUACCAGGAUGUUUGGCCUUCUCUGUCAGUAAACAAGCCUGAGAAGUGUGCUGACAGUUCCAAUGACAUGGUAAAAGGUCCGAAUUUCUUUGCGAGGAUGGUUUCUUCUAGCCUCUCUAUAGCUGGGAGCAAUUUCAGUAUGAAAGAUCUGGGUGGUGCGUUAUGGAACAGUGCAGCUUUCACUAUUGGCAUAAUUGCACUGCUGCAGUUGCGUGGGUUAGCUUCAGGGGCACAUGGUCCAGCAGUUGGUAACUACCCCUACAGGAGGAUCAAUGAGAAGAACUCAUCGCGGUUGGGGACAUCGCGAGGCGGUAGUACAAUGUCUCAUCUUGAUGUGUCACUAGCCAAAGGUUAAGGGAUUUGUAAAUGAUUUGCUAGGAUACAUCACAUUAGAAGAUUGUUCUCGUGUGUUGUCCUCUAGGUAACCAUCGAAUUGUUGAGUCUAGAUUCAGAUCAGUUUAGGUGAGUCGAUCUCUAUUGUUGGUUCAAUUGAUUGUAAUGUGAACUGUAUCCCUUCAGGCAGCAAAACCUUUUAUUGAUGUUGUUUAUGUAGUCUGUGCCCGGAGUUGGUUGAUUGCCUACAUGUGUGCAAAUCUGGCUGUAUUGGCACACGCUGCGUUUCCCAGGAGUUUUUGCUGGUCGACGUUGUUGGUG
Messenger RNA from Setaria italica (foxtail millet), 1216 nucleotides. RefSeq names its product plastid division protein PDV1. Bases 123 to 917 code for a protein of 264 amino acids. The transcript has 2 exons. Gene Ontology annotation, biological process: chloroplast fission. Lineage: Eukaryota; Viridiplantae; Streptophyta; Magnoliopsida; Poales; Poaceae. The record is from RefSeq and is a predicted model, not a curated record.